AUGGCCGCUCCCGCCGACGGCGUAUCGACGCGACGCGAUGGAUGCGCGAGGCUCGGGACGGCGGGCGCGGGGUCGUCGCGCGCCGCGCGCGAGCGGCAUCAUCGGCGCGGGAUCGGCAACCUCGUCGCCGAAACGUCGUCCUCCUCCUCCGCGGACGCGGCCACGUCGCCGCUGACGCACCUCGUCGCGGGAUCCAUCGCCGGAGGCCUGAGCCGCACCGUCGCCGCGCCCUUGGAGACGGUCAGGGUUCGGCUCAUGACCGGCGCGGCGACCGCGGGAGGCUCGUCCCCGUCGAUCUUGGCGAUGCUCGCGGACAUCUCGCGCCGCGAGGGCGUGCGGGCGCUGUGGAAGGGCAACGCCGCGGUCGUGGCGAGGUUCGCGCCCACCAAGGGCCUGGACUUCUUCACGUUCAACCUGUACAAGCGCGCGCUGUCCGCGGUGGGCGUCGGGCCCGUCCGCGCCGGCGACGAGAACGGCGACCGUCGGGGGGGGCAUCCGUCGACAGCCUCGCGUCCAUCGCGCGUUCGCGGGGGCGUCUCGGCGCAGAGAGCCGUCGCGGGCGGCCUCGCCGGCGCCACGUCCACCGCGCUGCUCUACCCGCUCGACAACAUCGCCACGCGCCUCGCCACGAGCGCCGCCACGGGCGCCGCGAUGGUCAACGGCGUGAAAGUCGUCGGCGCGCUCGGCCUCCUUCGCGCCAUCGGUCGCGUCGUGUCCACCGAGGGCGUUUCCGGGCUCUACCGAGGGUUCGGGCCCGCGGUGCUGGGAAUCGUACCCGAGGCGGCCAUCACGUACGGCGCGUACGACGCGUUGAAGGAGUGGGCGGCGGGUAAGGGGGGCGAGGGGGAGUGCGGGGUUCUGGAGGCGACGGCGUGCGGUAUCGUCGCGGCGUUGGCUGGCACGGCGGCGACGUUCCCGGCGUCGGUGGUUUCGCGGCGGAUGAUCACCGGGACGGUUCCGGGACUCGACCCGUCAGUCGGUUCAUCGGUUGGUGGUUCAGUUGGUGGGAAACGAGCCCGGGCGGCAUCCAUGGGUUUGUUCAAGGCGAUGGCGGCGGUGGCAGAGGCUGAGGGCGUUUUGGGUCUGUACCGGGGCUUGGGAACCGCGUCUGUUCGCUUGGUUCCCAUGGCGAUCGUGUCGUUCGCGUCGUACGAGUGGGUGAGGCGAACGAUGGACGCCGCGGACGCGAGGGCGCGGACGAAGGAGGUCGGGAUCGAAGUGGACGUGGCGUGA
This is a messenger RNA of Micromonas commoda, 1233 nucleotides long. Its product is annotated as mitochondrial carrier family. Gene Ontology annotation, biological process: transmembrane transport. The record is from RefSeq and is a predicted model, not a curated record. Lineage: Eukaryota; Viridiplantae; Chlorophyta; Mamiellophyceae; Mamiellales; Mamiellaceae. The transcript has a single exon. Bases 1 to 1233 code for a protein of 410 amino acids.